AUGGCGUCCUGUUUGAUCGUCAGCACACCAAACGACUCGGGAGCUGUUCGGUCCAUCAGCUCGCCCGAACAUACUGACUACAGCUCGCUCACUACGGACAGACAGAGCGCGUGUUAUGCCAAAUCGCUGGACGAAACGUGUCUGCUGCUCGCAAAGACCGCUGCAGCACGUCAACGUCAAGAAGAUCAGGUGCCUUCGUUUUCUGACGAGGCAUGGGCGAUCUGGAGCAUGGGCUGGCAAGUGAGCGUCACGACUGUCUGCCGCAUUGCUCUGUCGACCAUCAGCACCGCGUUUCUAGGGCGACUGGGCUCGAAAGAGCUCGCGGCCAGUGCAUUGGCCAACGUGUGGACAAGCGGCGUGCAGGUCCUCAUCUUUGGCAUUGCCGAGUCCGUGUGCACGCUCUGCAGUCAGGCGUAUGGAGCGCAGAACUACCGCCUCGUGGGCAUUUGGCUACAACUGGCACUGCUCUUCCUCGUGGUGCUGUCCGUCCCGGUCAUGGUAUCGUUCUACUUUGUAGACCGCAUCUUGAGCGCCGUGACGGCUGACCGUGACGCCCUAGCACUGGCUGGCACGUAUGCGAGGUACUUGACACUGAGUGUCCUUCCGCAAGCGAUUUACUGUGCGUUGACACAGUACUUACAGGCUCAGGAGAUCGUGUGGCCUGCUACGAUCAUUAGCGUCGCGAGCAUUGCAGUGGCUCUGAGCGCCAACUACCUCUUUAUCUACGGCUGGGGACCUGUUCAUGGACUCGGCUUUAUUGGCGCACCCAUUGCACAGGCAGUGUCGUCAAUCUUCCAGCCAGUUGUGCUGGUGAUCUAUGCGUUUUGGUACAAGAGGUACCACAAGAAGACGUGGUAUGGCUUUGACGUGGCCGCGUGUUUGCAAUAUAAGCGCAUGUGCACGUUUGCCUGCUUGUCGGCAGGCAUGACGGUCAACCUGGCACUGGACGAAUGGGUGUACAACGUCAUCUCGGCUCUAGCAGGGUAUCCGGGUUCGCGAAAUUUGGCAGCAAACAGUAUCCUGUUCAACUUGUGGGGCCUUAUCUUUGGACUGUACUGGGGCUUUGGCUUACCCACACAAGUUCGGGCGGCGAACUACCUCGGAGCGAAUCGUCCAUGGGCAGCGAAGCGUACGCUUCACGUUGGCUUUGUGCUUGGCGGGUCCACGGCUUUCAUCUCGGCACUGCUGACAUACGCGUUCCGUGACCCCAUCGCACGCUUUUUCACGAGUGACCCCAUUGUGAUUGCUGCUCUUACCAGCACGAUGCCGAUCUUUUGCGCCGCAGUGUUUAUCUCUGGUCUGCAUGUGAUCAUCUCGGCUGUUGUAGAGGCCAUGUCGCUCGCCACGACGUUAGUGAUUAUCACAAUGAUCGGCUCGUGGGUUGUCAUGCUGCCAGCAUCGUAUCUAUUCGGCCUCUACUGGAACGGCGGGCUGCAUGGUCUAUGGUGGGGUAGCGUGUGCGGUGAGACUGUCAAGUUUUGUCUACUGGCACUCGCAUUGUGGCACAUAAAUUGGCGCAAUAUGGCACGUCGUGCAGUGGUUCAGUCGGAGAUGACGUACUGA
This is a messenger RNA of Hyaloperonospora brassicae, 1563 nucleotides long. The record is from the annotation of a GenBank genome assembly. Lineage: Eukaryota; Oomycota; Peronosporomycetes; Peronosporales; Peronosporaceae.